AUGCCAAAAUAUGUAGAUGAUUUAUUGAAGAAAUCAGAAUUCGUCUGCAGUAGCGAACUUAUCAAUCAUCAGCCUGACCUCUUGAAGAGUAUUCUCGUUAGUUGUUCCGACGACUUGACAGAAGUUAAGCUUUUCAGCAGCAAUUAUGAAUAUGUGUCAACCGUAGCCGUUUUCAUAGAAUCUGCAACUAUAAGUGCGUUACUAUGCGUCCAAUUAUAUAUUAUGUCUAAGGAUUUUUCAGCUGGGUACGGACUUUAUGAACUUUGGAGCAUGGCUACCGUCGCAAUCCUUUGGAUUUAUUAUUGGCAUGCCAACGAGAUAUCACAUAAGAGUAACGGAAUAACAAAUGCCUUAUAUUCAUUCAACUGGUAUGAAAUACCACUUCCUCUGCAGAAGGAUAUUGCCGUCUUCAUGUUUGCAACAAUGAAACCUAUAACGAUGAGGAGCGGAUUUAUCCAUAUGAACACAAAUUCGUUUUUUAUGCUACUCAAAACUUCAUACACUUACUUCACAUUACUUCAAAACUUCACCAAAUGA
Messenger RNA from Hermetia illucens (black soldier fly), 537 nucleotides. Its product is annotated as odorant receptor 56a-like. Bases 1 to 537 code for a protein of 178 amino acids. The record is from RefSeq and is a predicted model, not a curated record. The transcript has 6 exons. Gene Ontology annotation, cellular component: plasma membrane. Gene Ontology annotation, molecular function: olfactory receptor activity; odorant binding. Gene Ontology annotation, biological process: sensory perception of smell; detection of chemical stimulus involved in sensory perception of smell. Lineage: Eukaryota; Metazoa; Arthropoda; Insecta; Diptera; Stratiomyidae.